Messenger RNA from Podarcis lilfordi (Lilford's wall lizard), 306 nucleotides. Lineage: Eukaryota; Metazoa; Chordata; Lepidosauria; Squamata; Lacertidae. The record is from the annotation of a GenBank genome assembly.
AUGCCCCCCCCCAACUUGCUCUGCUUCAGGACCCUUUGCCUAUUGCUUCAUUACAGAGGCCAGAAUCCACCCAUCCACCUCAGCAUCGUCUACACUGAAUGGCAGCAUCUCUCCCGGGUUUCAGACAGGGAACAUUCUCUGCCCCACCCGGAGAUGUCAUCCAGGAUUAUCUGUGAGGAUGGGGAUAAUGCAAAGCAGAUGGUCUACUCCUGUGCUAUGGACACGCCUAGACUUGGGAGUCUUCUACUGCAUUUCAAGGGACGUUGGGAUUGUCUCCCUUUGGAAAUGGGGCUGAAUGAAGAAUGA